Molecule: messenger RNA, 879 nt
Organism: Ipomoea nil (Japanese morning glory)
Lineage: Eukaryota; Viridiplantae; Streptophyta; Magnoliopsida; Solanales; Convolvulaceae
Product: ribonuclease H2 subunit C
Exons: 4
Coding region: 182-661 (159 amino acids)
Biological process (GO): RNA catabolic process
Cellular component (GO): ribonuclease H2 complex
Source: RefSeq, a predicted model, not a curated record
UAAAAAUGGGUUCGGGUUAGUAGAAAAUCCAUUCCAAUAUUCCAUAACCAAUAACCAACCCGAUACCCGAAUUUCAGUAUUUUAAUUUUUCGAAACGAAAAUUGUCUGCUCAGCGCGGCAAACGCUUGGACCAAAACAUUAGGGCUUCUGGGCGGUCAUUUCCAAUUUCGGUUCCAGCAGAAUGGAGGGAAGAAUAGACAGAGGGGCUUCAGGGACGGUCGAUUUCUCCGGCCAUCUCCGGCCUGCAGUGGAUUUGACCGGCGGCGUACACCAGCUGCCGUGCUGUAUCAAGUACAACGGACCCUCCGAGGUCUCUCACUACUUCAGACCCAAACAUACUGAGGUGGUGCUUGAUGGACUAAUCGUGGAGGAAGCUCAUUUUAGAGGAAGGAAGCUCCAGGGCGCCACUCUUCCGAUACCACAAGGAUACUCCGGAUUUGUCUUGGGAAAGAGAAAGCCUGAUGGAAAAGCAAAUACGUCUCAGGAAAACUCAAAUUGCUGGGAGAUGAAGGCAAAGUUCCAAAACGUAACAUAUUGGAAUCAUGAUACACCUCCCUCACAAAAUGAUGAUUUAUCGCGUGCAUUUCACCUGUUUGCUGUUGCAAAAUCACUUCAUCGACCGGUGAGCAUUGAGGAUCUGGAAUCCGCACAAAUUGAUUGAGACGAGACCUUGAAUAACAAGUUGAUUGACAAAUGCUAAAGGACUCAGUCUUAUGUUGUGUAUGCUUAAUCCAUUUUAAUUAAGCAAAAAGUUUUUGGUAUUUCAUUUGGUAUCAUGAUUCCCAAUCUUGGGUAGCUGCACACACCCUAUUCCAGGGAUAUGAUUGUAUAUAAUCCCAUUGUAAUUCUAUGGUUUAAGCGAAUUUAUGUCUUUAGUUU